UGCUUUCAGCCUUUAGACACCAUGCAGACUAGUUAGAAUUGGGAUAUCCCCGGUUUUCAUCUUCUGCCCUGGCUUCCUUGAUUGCAUAUUUUUCUCUGAAGGAUUAAACUUGGAAAAAAACAGAAAUGUGUUUAAGAUCUAGAAAAAAACUUUGGCAGCUAUCAAGUUCCAUCAUUCUUCUCUCAGCUCUGUGGACUCUUGGUUUAUCUCAAACAAAAAUUGAAUUCAACCCUAACAGUUUAGAUGACAGUACCGUGUGUCCGAAGAUACGAGUUGGGCAAGAUGACCUCCCAGGAUUUGACCUCAUCAGUCAGUUUCAAUUGGAUAAUGCACCAGUGAAGGGCGUGAGACGAGUCGAAGGCUCAACACCACUGCAAGUCGCGUACAGACUUGAUAAAGAGGCAAAAUAUCAAAUUCCCACAAGACUGAUUUACCCAGGUGGCUUCCCCGAAGAAUACUCAUUUGUGGUCACAUUUCGCAUGGUCAGAAGUACAACUGGCAAGGUGUGGAAUGUGUGGCAGUUAGUGGAUGAGGAAGGCUACAAGCAAGUGGGACUACGGCUUAAUGGAGAUCAGCAAGCAGUGGAGUUCUUUCUCGUGGGUCAAGAUGGCAAUCUUCAAGUUGUCACCUUUCCUGGGGUAUCACAGCUUUUCAACACAGCAUGGCACAAAGUGCUGGUGGGCGUUGAGCGGGACGAGGUGACUCUUUACAUAGACUGUCAGCCUAUUGGUGUUAAGCCAAUUAAGGCUAAGGGAAAUGUCAAUACAGAAGGACCAACCCUCAUUGGAAGACUGGAUUCAGAUCCUAAUACAUCAGUUGUGUUUGAGUUGCAAUGGAUGCUGAUACACUGUGAUCCCCACAGAGCACAGAGAGAUUCCUGCUCAGAGUUACCUAUUCAGGAGAGAGUUAUUCCCAAUGCAGAGCCUGACAUACGGGGACCAGUUCCAGGUCCUGAAGGUCCUCAAGGUCCCCCUGGCCCCCAGGGGCCACCAGGAGAUGAUGGCAAACCAGGACGCGAUGGUGUACCCGGUCUUCCUGGCACCCCUGGCCAUCCAGGUCCUAAAGGAGAAAAAGGAGAAAUUGGACUUCCAGGACAAAGAGGAUUGCCAGGCCUUCCUGGAAUUGAUGGUUUACAGGGGCCAUUAGGACCUCGGGGUGAACGUGGACCACCUGGCUUACCCGGCACUUCUGGCACUCCUGGAGUAGGACAAGAAGGACCGCCUGGACCUCCUGGUAGUCCUGGCCCAGCUGGAGAUCCUGGAAAUUUAGGCCCUGAGGGUCCAGCGGGUCCACGUGGUCCUCCAGGCACACCAGGUCUUCAAGGUCCUCCUGGUCCACCUGGUACCUUUGCUGGAGAUGGAAGUGGAGAAUUGUGCCCAACAUCCUGUCCAGCGGGUCCUCAAGGAAAUCCCGGCCUACCAGGACUUAAGGGGCACAAAGGCAAGCAGGGUGAAAAAGGAGAGCCAGGAAAAGAUGGGCAAAAGGGUGCACCAGGGGCUUCAGGACCACAAGGCCCUCCUGGAGUUGCUGGAGAUCAGGGCCCAAAAGGGACAAGAGGUUUUCCAGGUGCUGCUGGGGACAAGGGAGACAAAGGCCCUCCAGGAUUUAAUGGCAUUCCAGGACCUCCUGGUCCAUCAGGUCCCCUGGGACAACAAGGCCCAAGAGGACAUGAAGGAAUACAAGGACCAAAAGGAGACAAAGGUCCUGUAGGUUUAAGAGGAGAGGAUGGUCUUCCAGGACCAAAAGGUGACCCUGGUGCACCUGGUAAACAUGGAAAUGACGGACAACAUGGGAAAGAUGGAAGCAAGGGUGAUCCUGGAGAGCCUGGAAAUGUGGGGGUUAGAGGUCUUGUUGGUAUUCCUGGCUUUCCGGGACAAGUGGGUCCAAAGGGUGAGCCUGGAGACAAGGGAGAAUCUGGGCCUCAAGGAGAAGCAGGACCUUUGGGCCCUCCAGGUAAAACAGGAGAACAAGGAGAGACGGGACAAAAUGGAAUGCCUGGGCCAAAAGGAUCUCCUGGAGAACAUGGAAAACCAGGAGCAGUUGGGCCAACAGGACUUACAGGAGAGACAGGUGAAAAAGGUGACAAAGGAGAACCUGGAUUACGAGGAAUUAAAGGUCAUACAGGAGAAAAAGGAGAAAAGGGUCCUGCUGGGCCACCAGGUCUAAAAGGAAAUCAGGGAAUACAAGGAGCUGCGGGAACUUCUGGAAACAAAGGCGAUAUGGGUCUUCCAGGUGUUCCAGGGAUUAAAGGAGAGGCAGGAGUUAAAGGUGACAAAGGUGAACGUGGCACUGAUGGGCACCGUGGAUUACCCGGUCAUGAUGGUCCAUCUGGCCCCCCAGGCUCUCGUGGGUUAGAUGGAGACAGAGGUGUCCCUGGCCCACCAGGGCCACGAGGUGAACCGGGAGCAGAAGCAAAUGAGCAGAGAAUCCGAGAGAUCUGCAGCAGUAUAAUUCAAGAUCACAUUGCUGAGCUAAUGGCAGCCCUGAAUAAACCUGCAGCGCAGGGAGCCCCUGGCCGCCCUGGUGUAGCCGGACCCCCUGGACCUCCAGGCCCUUCUGGUUCUGAGGGACAUCCUGGACCCAGAGGUGCCCCAGGCCCUCAGGGACCCCAAGGGUUUGAUGGCGAGCCAGGUCCAAAAGGUGACAGUGGAGAAAAAGGUGAAAAGGGAGACCCUGGAAUUGGUGUUCGUGGGAGUCAAGGGCUGCCAGGCCCUCCAGGAGAACCUGGCCUGCCUGGUAUUGGUAAGCCUGGACGUGAUGGCGCAAAAGGAGAGCCAGGACUAGCAGGACAAAGUGGCUAUCCAGGCUCUCGUGGUCUCAGAGGCCCACCUGGAUUAUGUGAUCCUUCAAACUGCAUUGGUGCCAACCCACUUUUCAUACCAAUGGGUGGAAAAAAAUCUAAUAUGAAGGGGCCUUAAAGAAAGUGAAAAUAAUUUUAGAAAUAAAUGACUUCAAGAGUACAGAAUGCUUUCCAUUUUUAAUUAAAUUAUUGGAGGACUGUCAGCUGUGGUCAUCAGUUUCUGGCCUUUUAGACAUUUGAUUUGGGUUGUGUCACAUAUUUUUAUAACUAUUACCUUCUGUUACAGUAGAUGCUAAAGCAUUUAAACAUAUGACAUUCAGAUGUAAAAAUACCAAAGGUAUACCUGUGACUAAGCAUUUCCACAAUCCUGUAAAUAAGAGAUUUUGUUGCAUGUGUGUUCGUUCAUUUGCAUAAUACAUGAGAUUAUUAUCUAGAGGAAAUGCCCACAUUUACAAUGUUGAGACUCAUUUUAUUUCCAUUUUAUGUAUUUAAAUAUCUAAUUCAGUGUUCAGUCAAUUACAAAAAUGUAUUCAUUUUUAGAUGAUUUAUACAAAAGGUUUUAUGUACUAUUGUCAGUCUCUUUCUGUUCUCCCCAUGAAUAAUAAUGUAAAAUCAGUUGUUUUA
This is a messenger RNA of Polypterus senegalus (gray bichir), 3424 nucleotides long. RefSeq names its product collagen alpha-3(IX) chain-like. The coding region runs from base 126 to 2918 and encodes 930 amino acids. The record is from RefSeq and is a predicted model, not a curated record. The transcript has 38 exons. Lineage: Eukaryota; Metazoa; Chordata; Cladistia; Polypteriformes; Polypteridae.